Chenopodium quinoa (quinoa) is the source of this 1848-nucleotide messenger RNA. RefSeq lists its product as uncharacterized. Lineage: Eukaryota; Viridiplantae; Streptophyta; Magnoliopsida; Caryophyllales; Amaranthaceae. Bases 598 to 1617 code for a protein of 339 amino acids. The record is from RefSeq and is a predicted model, not a curated record. The transcript has 4 exons.
GGAGGGGUGUUUACCGGGAUAGGGGUGGGGGCUGGGUUUGGUAAUUUUUUUUAUUUCUUGUUUUUUUUUUUAUUUUUCUUUUUAUUUUUAAUUUUUUUUGAACCUAUCACGUGAGGACACGUGUCUGGUGACUUGCUAUAUCAGGUUAGAUGACCGGUUGGGUGCAAUAGAAAUUAAUACCCUAAAGUUGGGAGUGAUAGAUUAUAAACGAAAGUUGGGAUUAAUUUGGGCGGACGAAGCAAAAUUCAGAUUAAUGGGAACAAUUUUUCCAAUUUAUAAUCCCGUAUCUUUUUUUUUUUGAAGGACUGUAUCAUUAUUUAAUGAAGAUUUACAUGCUGCCUUUUUUUUGAAAGAAAAUAAAUACACGGAGCAUCGUGCAUCCGCCUCCAUAGAAAAAAUUUCACUAUCACGUGUGCCCCUAAUAUAUCCCUAAUACUCUAAUUUACGACUCAAUUGCGGCUGUUUUAUGCUAAAGAACCUUUCUUAUCAAAGCCUAAAAAAACUCUGUAAAACUAAAACUACAGUGACAGUAAAUUCAGAAAUCAGAAACCUUUGAAAUUCUGUUGAUCUCUUUCCUCUCUCUACACUCUUCCCGCCAUGACCGUAACUCUAGAUAAAAACCAAACCUCAAUCAAAAACCUUUCCCUCUCCACCACCAUUAAAUCUCUCAAUGAUCUCGAAUCCGCCAACGUCGAAAACCCAAUUCAAUCAUCUAAACAACCCACAACCCCAAUUCAAGAACCUGCAAUACAUGAUGAUCAAAAUCAAUCUUCUCAAGAAACACCAGUUACGAGUUUUCGCUUCGGUGUUCGGCCAGCAAGUAAACUGAAACAGGCUUUAGAGUCUCUAACCGAUGCCAAAUUUAAUCCAAAGGGUUUGGGAUUGAUUGAAGUUGUGGAGAAUGGUUUGGAGAUCACGGUUCGAAACACGAAAACCGGGGUUGCAGGACAUCUUUGGUUCAAGUCCUCUGGUUUGAUCAACUUUGAAUUCAAAAAGGCUAUGAUCAACAAGAUGAUUGACUUGAAUUGUGUUCUUGAUAAUCUUGUUGAUGCUUCUGCUAAUGAUAUUGUCACCCUUCAUUAUCUUCAUGGCUGUUCUCAUCUCAAUUUCAUGUUUGGAAAUGCUUCUCCUAGACACUUUGCUGUGGAUUUACUCGAAAUGGAUGCUAGCUUCGAGAAAUUUCCCAACAUUACUUUCGCCUGUGAUGCUGUCAUACUAAGUGAACAAUUCAGGGACAUUAUUCAAGCAUUUCAGGAUAUUGAAAAACCUAGAAUAGGUUCACUGGAAAUAUCGGACAAGGUUUUUACCGUCUCAGUAGGAAAAAGAGAUUGGCGGCUGAUGUAUGAAAAGGUUAAUGGUAUUAGGGGAAUGGCACCAAACAUGGUGCAUCAGGCUUGGUUACGAUUGCAUCAUCGUGAGUCUUUAAAGAAGGCAUCGUUCAUAGCAGCAGGGCUUCUUCUGUGCCUUGUUACUGACCCAUUCGAGCAGAUCAUGCUGCGAUUCAACCUCCGAGAGCUAGGAGAUUUGGUAUUCAUCAGCAGAGCUGAAUAUAUCAUUUUUGACGUCAAUGGUUCACCUGGACUUCACCUUUUAGCUUCUGCUGCCUCACUAAUGUAAUAGAUGGAGUUGAGAAGCUGAAAAUGCUUGGCAUACGUACAUACAUAUAAUCCUAAACAGAACAUAGCUUCUUGUUACAGAAUGUUACAGAAGAAUGUACUCAAUGUAGCAUAUUCAUAGUAGCAUAUUGUACAUUUGUACGUACCCUACAAAUACAACUUUUAGUCGUUUUAUGUCAUUGUUUUUAUGGUGUUCUGCAUAAAAAAAUGAAGUUUAAGUGAUCAAUAGUUC